AUGACAGCAGGAGACGAUAAGCUGCUGUGUCUUUGGUCUGAUGAAAACUUCAAUUUGCUGCAGCAGCGGCUGCAGCGCAAAAAAACAUCUGCUGCUUGCUUCACCCUGGUGCAGCAGCAGCAGCAGCAGCAGCAGCAGCAGCAGCAGCAGCAGCAGCAGGUGAGUGUGCUGCUGUGUGAUAAAUUCGGAGAUGUCUUUCUGCUGCCGAUCGAAGCAAUUAGCGGGCAGCAGCAGCUGGCGGGGGAUAUCAUGCUGAAGCGCAUGCAUGCAGCAGCAGCAGCAGCAGCAGCAGCAGCAGCAGCAACAGCAGCAACAGCAGCAGGAGCAGCAGCAGAGAAAGAAGAUGCAACAGCAGCAGGUACAGCAGCAGCAGCAACACCAGCAGCAACAGCAGCAACUCCUCUGCAGCAGCAACACACCCUAGCCGACCCCUUGAAAGACAGCAGCAGCAGCAGCAACAGCAGCAGCAGCAGCAGCAGCAGCAGCAGCAGCAGCAGCAGCAGCAGCAGCAGCAGACCUGUGCUGGCUUUGAUCUCUGCUUGCCAUAUAGCGAUCUGCUGCGCCUCGCUUUCACAGCAGCAGCAGCAGCAGCAGCAGCAGCAGCAGCAGCAGCAGCAGCAGCAGCAGCAGCAGCAGCACAGCGGCAGCAGCAACGAUGGGAGCAUUAGUUGCAGCAGCAGCAGCAGCAGCAGCAGUUUGCUGCUGCAGCAGAAAUGGGUAGUCAGCAGCAGCGGGGACUGUACUUUACAUCUAUGGCCUAUAGACAGCAGCAGCAGCAGCAGCAGCAGCAGCAGCAGCAGCAAGCCUGCUGCUGCUGCUGCUGCUGCUGUAUUGUCUCUGAACCCGAAAACUUUAUUUAGGGAUUUCAACAGCAUUAAGCCGCUGCUGCAGCAGCAGGUGCUGCACCAGCUGCAGCAAGCAGAAGAAAACAGCAGCAGCAGCAACAACAGCAGCAGCAACCAGCAGCAGCAGCAGCAGCAGCAGCAGCAGCAGCAGCAGGUUCCUGCUGUGCUGCAGGGGCAUCUGCUGCCGCUGAGGGUUUAUGUAGACGAGCAGCAGCAGAUGCUAGUUGUACAUACACUGCAGCUCAAGGGUUUGCUGCUGAUCCCCUAUCACCUGCAGCAGCAACAGCAGCAGCAGCAGCAGCAGCAGCAGCAGCAGCAGCAGCAGCAGCAGCGGGUGUACGGGGAUGCUUUUGUUGUUCCUUUAAAUUAUUUUGUUGGCUCCUUGCUGCUGUCUCGGCACAAAAAAGAAGAAGUUGCUGCUCUGUCUUUCUUCUCUCCUAUCCACCAGCAGCAGCAGCAGCAGCAGCAGCAGCAGCAGCAGCAGCAGGAGCAGCAGCAGCAGCAGCAGCGGAGACAGUUUGCUGAUUGCUUGGACUGUUGA
This is a messenger RNA of Eimeria mitis, 1386 nucleotides long. RefSeq names its product WD-40 repeat-containing protein, putative. The record is from RefSeq and is a predicted model, not a curated record. NCBI's taxonomy places the organism in Eukaryota, Apicomplexa, Conoidasida, Eucoccidiorida, Eimeriidae. The transcript is spliced from 3 exons. The coding region runs from base 1 to 1386 and encodes 461 amino acids.